AUUAAUAAUAAUGCACAGAUUAGAGACACGGCACAGGUAGUGUCUGUGGGCCGGUGACGGGAGGCCGCACACGUGCUAGUCCGGUAUCCGCCCCUCCCCGUGUCUCUCCUGCUGUGACUGUGCCUGCCUGUGUCAGUGUACUCGGUACAGUCACACAUUCGAGCUCAGCAGCGCUGGAGGGGCGUGGCCUAAACCGUUCCCUGUGAGUGCGGCGGCGACACUAGCUCGCCCAUAGCGGUGCAGACUACACAGCACCAGAUCCUCGGCUCAGCCGCGUCGCAGCAUUAUUACGUCACGAGCGCGACGCUUAAGCGAGCUGGGAGACCACUCUAGUGCCAGCAGUGGGAGAUCUGCUGCUGCUGUUCCUGCUCAGGAGGGUGAGGGCGCUCACGAACAACCGGAAGUGAAGACCCGAACUUCCGGUCGCGACUAUUCGGACAGAAUAGCGGCUACAGUGCGGCCAGCGGGGGAGAGAACAGGGAAACAGUCACAGCUACUACUACAGAAGAAGCCUCCCCACCUGUCCCAACAAAGAAUAUUGGAACCACCGAAAAUAAUUUCCAGGUGAUCGAAGUUUCAAAAGAAUGGCUGAAUUGAAUCUGAAGGAAAUUGGAAUUUUAUUAUGCGUUGUGGUGGUAUGUUAUUGGAACAGUCUAUUUUGUGGAUUUGUAUUUGAUGACGUGUCAGCAAUUCUGGAUAAUAAAGAUUUGCAUCCCUCAACGCCCAUAAAAAAGCUCUUCCAAAAUGACUUCUGGGGUACUCCAAUGUCUGAAAUGGAUUUAGACCCUCAAGGAAGAUAUUUAGUCCUCCAGAAGUCUUUUGGCAAGGAGAGAAGUCAUAAAUCAUAUCGUCCUCUUACAGUCCUGACAUUUCGUUUGAACUAUAUGUUCAGUGAAUUAAAUGCAGUGUCUUAUCACCUUCUAAACCUGCUCCUACAUGCUGUGGUGUGCAUGAUUUUUCUCAAAGUCUGUAAACUGUUCCUGGACAACCGAACCAGUCUGGUUGCGGCUUUGCUAUUUGCUGUCCAUCCAAUACAUACUGAAGCUGUUACAGGUGUUGUUGGCAGAGCUGAACUACUCUCUUCAAUUUUCCUGCUUGCUGCGUUUCUGUCGUAUACCAAAUCUAAGGGUCCAGACAAUUCCAUAGUGUGGACUCCAAUUGCUACUGCUGUGUUCCUUGUUGCGGUUGCAACUCUGUGUAAAGAGCAGGGAAUUACUGUUGUUGGGAUUUGUUGUGUCUAUGAAGUCUUCAUUGCUCAAGGGUACACAUUACCCGUGCUGUGGGACACCUCUGUACAGAUACUGCUAGGUAAAGGUAGCAUACCAUACUCCCUGCUUCAAACACUGCUUAAACUUGUUGUUUUGAUGUUCAGCACAUUGCUGCUUGUUGUGGUCCGUGUGCAAGUCAUCCAGUCUCAGCUUCCAGUCUUUACCAGGUUUGAUAACCCUGCUGCGGUCAGUUCAACACCUGCAAGACAAUUGACCUUUAAUUACCUGCUCCCUGUGAAUGCCUGGCUUCUCCUAAAUCCAUCUGAACUUUGCUGUGAUUGGACAAUGGGAACUAUUCCUUUGGUUGAAAGUUUCCUGGAUAUCAGGAAUUUGGCUACAUUGGUGUUUUUUUGUCUUCUUGGUUAUUUGGUGACAUUCAGUAUCCGAUAUUCAGGUGAUUCAUCUAAAACUGUGCUUAUGGGACUGUGUCUGAUGGUGUUGCCUUUUAUACCUGCGUCAAACCUUUUCUUCCCUGUUGGGUUUGUGGUUGCAGAGAGAGUAUUAUACGUUCCAAGUAUGGGAUUCUGCGUGUUCGUUGCACAUGGCUGGAAGAAAUUAUCAAGCAAAAGCAGCAGACUGAAGAAGCUGUCUUGGAUAUUUUUAGCUGUGGUGCUUUUCACUCAUGCUAUGAAAACCUUCAGCAGGAACUGGGAUUGGGAAUCGGAAUAUACUUUGUUUAUGUCUGCUUUGAAGGUAAAUAAAAAUAAUGCUAAGCUUUGGAAUAAUGUUGGCCAUGCUCUGGAGAAUGAGAAGAAUUAUGUAAAAGCACUGAGGUUUUUUAAACAAGCUACGCAUGUACAACCAGAUGAUAUAGGCGCACAUAUGAAUGUUGGACGGACAUAUAAAAAUCUAAACCGAAGCAAAGAAGCUGAAGAGUCCUAUUUAAUAGCAAAGUCUCUCAUGCCACAGGUAAUUCCAGGAAAGAAGUAUGCUGCUCGUGUUGCUCCUAAUCACCUAAAUGUGUACAUAAAUCUUGCAAACUUGAUCCGUGCAAAUGAAUCUCGACUUGAAGAGGCUGAUCAGUUAUACAGACAAGCAAUAAGUAUGAGACCAGAUUUUAAGCAAGCUUAUAUUAGCAGGGGGGAAUUGCUUUUGAAAAUGAAUAAACCUUUAGAGGCAAAAGAAGCAUAUGCUAGAGCUUUGGAGCUUGAUGGCAUGAAUGCCGAUUUAUGGUACAACCUUGCAAUUGUUUAUAUUGAACUGAAGGAUCCAAAUGAAGCCUUGAAAAACUUUAAUCAAGCUCUUGAAUUGAAUCGCAGACAUAAGCUUGCAUUAUUCAACUCUGCUCUCCUCAUGCAGGAAUCAGGCAAUGCCAAGUUGCGACCUGAAGCCAAGAAAAGACUCUUGCUUUAUAUUGAAGAAGAGCCACAUGAUGCAAAUGGGUAUUUUAACUUAGGCAUGUUAGCCAUGGAUGAGAAAAAGGAUUUAGAAGCUGAAAAGUGGAUGAAAAAAGCAAUACAGUUACAGCAAGGUUUCCGAAGUGCUCUCUUCAACCUUGCCCUUCUCUACUCCCAGACUGCCAGGGAACUGGAAGCCCUACCAGUCCUGGAUGAGCUGCUGCGUUACUACCCAGACCACAUUAAAGGCCUUAUACUGAAAGGUGACAUUCUUAUGAAUCAAAAGAAAGACAUUAAGGGAGCUAAGAAGUGCUUUGAACAAAUCCUAGAAAUGGAUCCCACUAAUGUACAAGGGAAGCAUAACCUUUGUGUGGUUUAUUUUGAAGAACGAGAUCUUUUGAAAGCUGAAAGGUGCCUUGUUGAAACACUGGCCUUAGCCCCUCAUGAGGAAUAUAUUCAGCGACAUCUCAGCAUAGUGCGUAGUAAAAUAAUUUCACAAAAUCCUGUUGGUGGUGGACAGACUGCUUCUUCAACAGCAGGUGCGCCAUCAUUGCCAGAAGGACAAGGGCAGGAGAAUGAUGAAAAAGGAAAAAAAAAAACUCAAUUUGAAAAAUUCAAAGAUACACCAAAAACAAGUCCACCAACAAAUAGAAAAAACAAAGAACACGUAAAGUCAAAAAGUAAACAAGAACAGAAUACUGACAAAGAUAUAAAGCCGAAAUCAACAAAAGAAAUCAAAGACAUUGAAAAUAAAAGAGUUGCUGCUUUGAAGCGUUUAGAGGAAAUAGAGCGUAUACUAAGUGGAGAAUAAUCUGAAUAAUAUCUUUCAAACUUCAGGGGUGUGGUGAAACGUUUUGUCAUGUAUUAUUCAGUCCAGAACACUUCACGUCUGGAUGAAGAUGAAAGCAAGUUGAAUAAAUAACUGUGUAGGUAAUUGACACUACUGAACAAAAUCUCAACAAAAUUUCAUGAUUCUUUGCUUACUUCAAAUAAUAUUAUUUUGUAAAAAAAAAAAAUCAAAGCACGAUAUGCUUUUUGUACUACUAAAUGUGAUUUUUUUUUUUUUUCUUUGUCAUCCACUUCUCAUAUAUAUGAGCUAUGUGAGAUUAAAAUCAGCAAGGCUUUACAGCUGAGCUGCGCUGUUGCACUGAUGGGAAACAAGGCAGUCUCACACAUUUCUGGGGUGCAUUUAUUUAUUUUUUAAAUUUUUUUUUGGUAUGGUGCUUGGCUAGGGCCUGAACAUGCUGAUAUAUUAUUUCCGCCACCUCCUGUGCAUUUAUGAAUUGCCCUGUAUAUUGGGCAACCAUUUUUUUUUAAAUAUACCCACAGCAUAUAAUAUUUCAGAUGUGUACUCUGAAAUUGUGUUUACGUGACAGGGUAGACUAAUGUGAGGGAAGGAAUUGAGGCAAGCAAGAAGCUGUAACCUGAAUAUAGAUGGAACGAGUAGGCUGCCCAGUAAAAGUGCUUAUAAUUUGCAAGGAAGAUUGACAUUUUAUCCAACCAUGCUGAUUCAGCCUCAGACUUGCUAACUGUUUGUUAGUGCUUUGCAGCUUUUUAACUCGCGACUUGACCAGUUCAUGGAAAUGAAUACCGGAUCUCGACCACAUUUAUUGCACAUGUAUUGGCGUGAAACGCAGUCAUUAAGUGCAUUGAAGAGGUUGAGCAACUUUGGCCUGUUUGAACAGACUUUAAUUGUGGUCAGAUGUUUGAGACUUGUAUAACAGUGAUUCAUGUAGCUGUAGUCCCCUAUGACAGUGUCAUGAUGGCAGGCUUUUGUAUCAAAUGUACCACUACAUGAAACAAACCUGACUUUCUUUUGGUAUUACAAAACCUGGAAAUUAUGAUAACUAGUGUAUCAUGCUCCAUUAAAGGUGAGGCAGUGUGUUACAGGAUUUGGGUUGAUAGAUUAUUGAUUGGAUUAUUCCGAAAACAUAAUUUCCUGUCAAUUGAUUGAUAUGGGGCCGGAUGUAAUGCAGUCCGAGUUGGCCGGAGGUGCGGGUUCCCAGACGAACUCCUUAAAAAAUUUUUAAAGCAGCAAUCAUGUGGAAGGCAAGGACUUGCCUUGUACAUGAUUGCUGCUUUAAAAAAUGCGCGAGUUUGGCAGAGAACCCACACUCCGGCCAACUUGGACUUCAUUACGUGGUCUGCAUUUCAAAAUUUGCCUUUGAAGACUGAAAUCUAGUAGUUUUAUAAAUUGUGAUUUUUAAAUGCCUUAUUUUGAGGUUUUAACACGUGACCAUCCCACUUUUUAGUGUUUUAAGUGUUUUCUCCGAUAAAUAGGGAAGAGUGGAUGUUGUAUUUGUUUACUUUCUUUGAUAUACAGAUGUGUCGUCAUACACCUAGCCUCUAUGCCAUUUGUUGCAAGUGAGCCUCGCAGAGCAGUGUAGCUAAUUGACAGUUUCUUUAAAUUUGCAUAUUAUUCACACGGCAGACACAACAAAACACCACUCAAUCUGUACCAGAUACACCAGGCUGUGACUUCAACUACACAGGAAUUUGUCUUAAAUAUGAACAUAGUCGCAGAUGAAGGACAACAGAACUUUGUGUGAAGAAAGUGGUUGCUGCAUUUGUAGCACUUCAUGCAUGCAUGCAUACAUACAUACAUACACACACACACACACACACA
Molecule: messenger RNA, 5231 nt
Organism: Pseudophryne corroboree (corroboree frog)
Lineage: Eukaryota; Metazoa; Chordata; Amphibia; Anura; Myobatrachidae
Gene: TMTC3
Product: transmembrane O-mannosyltransferase targeting cadherins 3
Exons: 16
Coding region: 585-3416 (943 amino acids)
Biological process (GO): protein O-linked glycosylation via mannose
Cellular component (GO): endoplasmic reticulum
Molecular function (GO): mannosyltransferase activity; protein binding
Source: RefSeq, a predicted model, not a curated record